Molecule: messenger RNA, 197 nt
Organism: Acanthocheilonema viteae
Lineage: Eukaryota; Metazoa; Nematoda; Chromadorea; Rhabditida; Onchocercidae
Source: the annotation of a GenBank genome assembly
AUGAAAGUGAUGGAUUUCGAUUCGCUACUUGCUGAGGUCGGCGAUUUUGGUCCAUUUCAAAUCAUAUUAUUUUUUGUAAUAUGUUUACCGGCAAGUUUACCAUCCGCAUUUUCGGCUUUCAACCAACCAUUUGUUGUUGGUCAACCGGAUCAUCGAUGCCGAUUACCAGAAGGACGCGAUGAUUUAAGUCCAAUAAG